AUGCCUCCCACAUCGUCGUCCCCCGGUCAAUAUCCAAAUAAUUAUGAUAAUAACCAGUGGUACCCGCAGUCCCAGCAGACGGGCCGCAUUAACGAAGCCGUCAACUCGGCGUUCAGCAACGCAGAUCAGCCGCCUUACUUAUCCCCCGAAGUCCUCACCCAGAUAACGGCCAAUGUGAUCCAGCAGCUUAAAACAACCGGCCUCGAGAAUAUUCCGACUCAACAGCAGCAGCAGCCGCAGCAUCACUCCCCCAUGUCACCUCGUGCUGGACGAGAAGACAACACCUCGAGCUAUCAGCCAUAUCAUCCACCGCCUCCAAACGUAUAUCAAAACAGCCCCCGCCCGCCUUCGAGAUCUUCUCACAUUUCUCAACCCAUGAGCAGGUCUGGCUCGCGGGCGAGUCAAGUCAGCGAAUAUAAUACUAGGGUGGAGUCUCGUUCGAGUCCUCUGUCCAGAGAGAGCACUGAUGCUGAUGGGGAAAUGACGACGCUUGAGAAAAUCUGGGGAAAGCUCUUUGUGGACGGAAAGCCAACCAAGAGGCUUUCGCAAUUCUUGCGGGGGAUUGCAAUGCAUUUGAUCGAGGAUUAUCCGCCGGGGAAUACCAUCGUUGUCACUCCUGAGAAGAUGCAGAAGUUCUACGAGGAUACGGCAGUUGCCUCUGACCCUUAUCCAUGGCAAGAUAUCUUCCACGACCGCACAUCCUCGAUCUCAAGGCUACUCCGAGAAGUAGAAGCAGAACACCACCUUAUACAAAUUAAGUUGAACGAAAGACCGGACGUUCCAGGCUUGACGCCUCGAGGCUUCGAGCGAUGGGCUUCGUUGAUGAUCCAAGCUCAUCCGGACAGGGAAUUCGAUCGAUUGCAGAAGGCCGUCUUGAACAUGCCCAUCAGCAAUCCGGACGAUAAGAGAGAGAGAUUUCCCAAAGAAAUUCCCCGACGGCUGUUUCCAGAAACUCCGAAUUUUGAGUUGAGAAGACAACUCGAUCAAUACAUUACGGAGCACUGUGUCGUGAAACUACCACCCAUAACGGAUGAGGAGAUCGCCGCUGCGCACCGCCCUCACAAGGCCUAUGUCAGCCCGGCAGUAGAAGACGAAGAGGAGGAGGAUGAGGAAACAAUUUCAGGCCCUAUCGAGCGCGAACGAAAACCGUAUAGCGCGCAGCCGGGCGGUGGUAAAAAGUAUGAUGACGGUCCCUUUAGGCCAGGGCAUGGUCAUAGCAAGUCCUUUUCGUCGAGUACCGCUAGACCGAGAGAAAGCUCGAUACCUCCAGUUCCUGGACAUCGGACACCUGAACCGCAACACCAGGACCCAGUCUACCCACGCUCCGGAAGUGCUACGCCCCACCAUCCUCUCAUCAGACCUGGACGCUCUCGAAGCUCUUCGCGGAGCGUAGCUGGUCAUGAGUACAGACACUCUGAGGGAGAUAUCCUCACUCACCAUGGCCAUCCACGUUACGCCGGAGACCACUAUUUGAGCCCGGCGACCGUUUCAGGUGAUACAUUCGAUGAUGGUCGGCGGUACCGAGACUUUGAGCGCGAAAGCGAGGAUAAGCGACUCUAUGACGCUAUUCGAGAACGUGAAAAGGCUAAAUAUCAUGAUCACUUCCCUCCGCGAGGGCACUGGGUAGGCCAGGAGGAUUACUACCGUGCUCUGUCCGGCCCUGGUGGAAGCGGUGGUUACGACGCCUACGGUUAUCGAUGA
This is a messenger RNA of Aspergillus chevalieri, 1701 nucleotides long. RefSeq lists its product as uncharacterized. The coding region runs from base 1 to 1701 and encodes 566 amino acids. The transcript is spliced from 3 exons. The record is from RefSeq and is a predicted model, not a curated record. NCBI's taxonomy places the organism in Eukaryota, Fungi, Ascomycota, Eurotiomycetes, Eurotiales, Aspergillaceae.